Branchiostoma belcheri (Belcher's lancelet) is the source of this 805-nucleotide messenger RNA. RefSeq lists its product as uncharacterized. The record is from RefSeq and is a predicted model, not a curated record. Gene Ontology annotation, molecular function: FMN binding. Bases 110 to 805 code for a protein of 231 amino acids. The transcript has 6 exons. Lineage: Eukaryota; Metazoa; Chordata; Leptocardii; Amphioxiformes; Branchiostomatidae.
GCAGCAGCUUUACGGAGGACCCCAGACAGUCUGUGUGGGAUGCCAAAGUCCUGUCUGGACUGGUACGUGCCAAAACGCCGCUACCAUACAGCCUGAAAAAGAAGACCGCAUGAGCUGGAUAUGGCCCUAUAGCUACCUGAAAGGUGGUAAACAAAGGACAAAGACCUCCAGGGUGAGCACCAGUUUUGACUCCCUGGACCUUGUCCAGCGUUAUGACGCCAUGUGCUCGACCAUCCAGCCGCGCCCCAUCGCCUUCAUCAGCACAUGCUCCACGGCAGGCUGCAACAACCUGGCGCCAGUCGCCUUCUUCAUGCCCGUCACCAGCGAACCCGCCAGUCUCGCCUUCUCUGUGACGUGGAGGCGUGACGGAAGUGAAAAGGACACUCUGGUAAAUAUCAGAUCCACGGGGCACUUUGUCGUCAACCACACGACCCUCCCUAUCAUACACAAGGUGUUUGUAGCGUCCCAGGAGUUUGGUCCUGAGGUGGACGAGUUUGAGGAAGCUGGCCUGACGCCCGCCCCGUCCGUGUGCGGACCGGCGCCACACGUGCUGGGGUCGCCCGUCUCUCUGGAGUGCAGACUGCUCCACACGCUGCCUGUGGGGGAGAAACGGCACGGAGGGACCCACCGGUCGUCAUUGGGGCAGGUUGUGUACAUGCACGUGUCCGAGAGCUGCAUGGACGGCAGUGGUAUCCGCGGGGAGACCCUGCAGUCGGUGUCACGGGUGGAGGGGACUCGGUUCGCGGCCGGCGGGAGGAAGUUUGACAUCGUCAGCGAGAAAAUAUGGGGCAAGACAAAAUGGUAG